Magallana angulata is the source of this 3689-nucleotide messenger RNA. RefSeq names its product exocyst complex component 6B-like. Gene Ontology annotation, biological process: Golgi to plasma membrane transport; intracellular protein transport; exocytosis. The transcript has 24 exons. The record is from RefSeq and is a predicted model, not a curated record. Lineage: Eukaryota; Metazoa; Mollusca; Bivalvia; Ostreida; Ostreidae. Bases 31 to 2526 code for a protein of 831 amino acids. Gene Ontology annotation, cellular component: membrane; exocyst.
ACGCAUGCGCAGGUACGGGAAAAAUAAAAGAUGGCGACGGAAGUGACACCCAAGAAACCCCCCGAUUGGAAAAAUUUGACAGACACUGUCCAAGACGCAGAAUCUUUGCGACAAGAAUCAAUCAAUGCUCACCAUGAUCACCUGAUUACGGAAAUCGAAACAUCUGAUGGUCCACUUGGCACGUCACUCAGGGCUGUCUAUGAGGGGGAUGAGCUGGAGAAAUUCAAGGAAAGUUUAUCUGAUCACAUCAAGAACCAUGACAAGGAAAUUGAGCGGAUGUGUAACUACCACUACCAGGGGUUCAUCGACUCCAUCCGCGAACUCCUGAAAGUCAGCUGUGAUGCUGCCCAGCUUAAGGAUGAAAUUUCUGAUGUCAAUAGUCAUCUUCAAGAUUCCUGUGAGCCAUUAUUAACUAAGGGGGAAGAACUUGUCAAAUGCAGGCGAGUCCAAAGAAACAUUGCAUCAGCUGUAGAGAAUCUAACACUGUGUUUACCAGUAUUAGAAAUGUAUGGAAAACUCCAAGAACAGAUGUCAUCAAAAAGAUAUUAUCCAGCACUUAAAACACUAGAGCAGUUAGAGCACACAUAUCUCCCCCGGGUGGAGACACACUGGUUCUCCCAAACUAUGAAGGAAGCCAUUCCAAAACUACGAGAACGAAUAAAAGAUGCCAGCAUGUCCGACCUGAAAGACUUCUUGGAAAGCAUUCGCAAUUUCUCUGCAAGAAUUGGAGAAAUUGCCAUGAAGCAUGCAGCAGAACAAAACAAUAUGGACCCAGCUGUUGCUCAGUCAAAUAAAAAGCUGAAAACCAAGAGGGCUCCAAAACCCCCCAAUCCUUUCACUGGGGAAAUAGAAAAGGAGGGAAAGGAAAAGUCAGUUAUUGCAGACAGUGCUGCAGAUGAUAUGGGGGAACUGAGUGCACAAGAUCUGAUAGACUUUUCUCCUGUCUACAGAUGUCUUCAUAUCUACACUGUAUUGGGAGAUAGAGAAAAGUUUGAAACAUACUACCGAAAACAAAGACGGAAACAAGCCCGCCUCUCUCUUCAACCGCCAUCCAAUAUGCAUGAAUCCAUUGAGAACUUCAAAAGAUAUUUCCAUGAUAUUGUUGGUUUUUUUGUGGUGGAGGAUCACAUUCUGAGUACUACUCAGGGACUAGUCAAUCGAGCCUACAUGGAUGAACUGUGGGAAAUGUCUGUUUCCAAACUGGCGGCCUCUCUCAGAACAAGUGCUGCAUUGUGUAAGGAGUCAGAGAUGAUGCUGGAUAUUAAGAAGCUGAUAGUGUUGUUCUGUCACACACUGAGGGGUUAUGGAUUCAGUGUGGGACAUCUGCUUGAGUUAUUGUUAGAAAUGAGGGAUCAGUACAGUGACAUACUGACCAGACAGUGGGUGGACAUCUUCAAUGAGAUCUUCAAUGAGGAUAACUACACACCCAUUUACGUCGAGUCCGUGGAGGAGUACACCGCCAUUGUGACCCAGUUUCCAUUCCAAGAUGAGGAGCUUGAGCAGGAAAAGGAUUACUAUCGGUCAAAGGAAACAUUCCCUAAGAGAUUUCCAUUUUCCCUUUUUGUGCCAAAUAUCUACACACAGGUCAAAGCCUAUAUCAAUGCUUGCCUCAAAUUUUCUGCUGAUCUACACUUAAGCCACACAGAGAUAGAUGAUAUGAUCCGUAAAUCAACAAAUCUGUUACUGACCAGGACACUGGGUAGUUGUUUGUCUUCACUAAUCAAGAGAAGAGAUUUGACUUUGUUACAGUUGAUACAGAUAGCUAUAAAUAUGAAUUACCUGGAGAAGUCCUGUAGUUACCUUGAAGAAUAUAUAUCUAGCAUCACUGGAGCUCAGAGUGAUAGCGUACAUAUGGCCAGACUUCAUGGGACGUCCAUGUUUAAGGAUUCCAGGAGUGAUGCAGAGGAACAUAUUUACAGCAAGCUUAAUACGAAGAUUAGUGAGUUUAUAGAGCUAGCUAACUAUGACUGGUCUUUGCCAGAGUCUAAGGGACACGCCAGUGGAUACAUCACAGAUCUUGUGGCAUUUCUCCAGAGUACCUUCAUGUCUUUCACUAAUCUCCCUGAGAAGGUUGCUAAAACUUCCUGCAUGUCUGCGUGUAAACAUGUGGCAACUUCCCUGAUGAACUUCCUGAUGGAUAAUAAUGUCAGACAGGUUUCCAUGGGGGCGCUGCAACAGUUCAACCUUGACCUGAUCCAGUGUGAACAAUUUGCUGCCACGGCUCCUGUUCCUGGUAUAAGGGAUGGCACUCUUCUGAUGGCUUUUGCUGAUAUAAGACAGCUCUUGGACCUUUUCCUCAACUGGGAUUGGUCAAUAUAUUUAGCAGACUAUGGUCAGCCAACGUCCAAGUAUAUCAGAGUCAAACCUAGUGAUGCCAUAAGCCUGUUAGAAAAAUUAAACAAUACAGACAAUAAAAAGAAGAACCUAUUUGCUGCUUUGAAAAAAGGUGAAAGAGACAAGAAAAAACUCAUUGACACUGUAUUGAAACAGCUCCGGGGAUUAGUGAACGGAACAGCGUCAAUCUGAUGGGCCAGAUAGGACAUCUGACUUUUAGAUACACAGCGACACCUCAGAGUUGGGAUGAUACCCUACACCACCAUCAGAGUUCUAUGAUCCUAGAACAUCACACAUCUCAAUCAGUGUCACACAUGCACACAUGGAAACAAUUUAUCUGUGAUCCCAAUCAAUUUUAUACACCAUUGAUGACAUUUUUUAUGUUUGCUUGCUGUUACUUUCUUCCUUUUUCGAAAAUAUCACACAUAAGAAAACAAAAUAUUUCAUGGAUGCAGGUACAGUACAUGUACUGUUAACAUUAGUGAAAUUUAGAUAUUUAUUUUUUUUGCCAUGCUGUUUAAUGUUUUAAAGUGCUAUUUUUUGUUUGUGUGUUUUAACCAUUGGAAUCUUCUCUUUCUAUAAUGAGAUGCAAAGUAGACACAGGUAAUAAAUUGUAAUGAACAUGAAAUGGCUUUUAUGUAAAUUAUUAAAUAUUCUUUGUGCCAGAGUGGAUUCGUAGGGCAUAUACAUUUUUAAACUGAGAUUAAAUACUUGUGCAUUACCGGUUAGUUAAUAUAUGGUAAAAAAAACUUAGUAAAUCAAUGUCAUUAAAGAGAUUUUAUUAUUUCAACUGAAGGUGUAUGGGGGGGGGGGUAUAAAUUUGACAAAUUCUAUAGCAAGUUGUUGUAUUGUAUCAACUAGAGAUUAUGACAGCCUUUAUGUACAGUUAAAGUUCCACACACAAAAUCUAGAUGACAUUCUAUAAUGAUUCUGCUUCUUGCAUGAUUAUUUUUUACUGUUGCUUAGAAUCCAUGCACAUGUGCCACAGGAAAAGUUGGUUGUAAAUUGCAUCUCUACUCACACAAUCAUAGAAUUAGGGAUCUGAUUUUCAUAUUAGUAGAUAAGCAUUGUUUUGUUGAUCAUUUUGCUGUCAUACUUUACCAUGUGAGUGUUAGAGACACAAUACUUAUGAGUGUCUUUGAUAUUGCAUAUGAUUGUCCCUCCUAAUGUUGACACGAUGCAGUAAACCCAGUUAUCUCCCAUUAUUAUAUCAUAAAGAACACAAUUCCACAUUGGUGCUUUUCUAUUUAGAUUUUAUUUUAAAUUUUUGGUUUAUGUUAGAUUUGUUGGAUGUCACAAGUGUGUGCAAGAAUGUUUUCGCCUCAACAACUAUUUGUAUUCCUUUGUUAUCAGUA